Molecule: messenger RNA, 2127 nt
Organism: Frieseomelitta varia
Lineage: Eukaryota; Metazoa; Arthropoda; Insecta; Hymenoptera; Apidae
Gene: Osi2
Exons: 5
Coding region: 432-1511 (359 amino acids)
Source: RefSeq, a predicted model, not a curated record
AAUUACAAUUAAUACCCAGAAAACGUAUUCGAGUUUCAGUGAAACUUCGUUUACGACACAAACUAGAAGAGGCUAUUGCGUGGUGGAACAGUUUCAGGAAAGGACCAUCAAACCGAAGAAGACGCGCAUACACACACACGUGGAUGCGUAGGUGUGGAUACGCGUUAAACACGAGAGAAAACGAAAGAGGCAGAGCGAUGACGCACAGCUUCAUCAUGGAUUACGAAGGAAAGUCCAGAAACUCCGUGUUGCUCGUUGCUCUUGUUCGUCCAUCUUUAUUCAAAACCGCUCGGUUCCGGUCUUACAUCCGGAGACCACUUUCACUUUCGAUUUUUACUCGUCUGUCUUUUUUUUUUCCCCUCUGCUCCCACGACAACCCACGAUCUUUCUCCUCUCACUCCACCCCGUAUGAACGACGCUUUCUCAUAUAAAUGAAAUGGCCAGACCUGAGCAAACGUGUCGCAUUGCUCCAAGUUCGUCCUCCGGCGUUAUUGGCCGUGAUCUCGUUCGGCAUUUCCAUCGAAAAGGUGAGAAGCAUGCGACUGGUGCAAUUGCUGGUAACACACGGUCUGGUGCUAUUGUCAACGCUGUUGGUACCUUGUCUGUCGGUUACCUUCGAGGAUGGCACUUCCGGUGAACGCUCCGAGGCGCGCGAAAACCACGUGCCAGAGCCACAGGAGCAGGUGGCUUUCAACAAAACACGUCAAGGAAAAGGGCUGUUCGAUUGGAUCGGUCUAGGCACAGGACGAAACGUGGAUCCAUAUAUAGCAAAGACGAACAAAGGCUGUCUGAAUGGCGACCUGGCGGAAUGUUUCAAGUCGCAAGCUUUAAGCUACUUUUCCGAUUUCUUCGAUCACUCUCGCUACGAUCUGAACGAUUACGUAAAGGUCGUUAGAAUGUCCAGGGACAUAGUGCAGGAAGUCAAUCGUCAACCGUAUGAAUAUUCCAGCGAAGCAAGGUCUGGCGACUCUGAAUGGGACCAGCUGAUGAAAUUCGCUCUGAGGAAAGCGGAAAAAUUCGUGAAGACCGUGGCCAUCGAGUUACAUAUUCCUUCCGAAGAAACUGGGGAGAAUGAAGUGUAUGCACCACGAUUUUUGGAUGAAAUCGCCGACGAAAUUGACACUCUUGAGAAUAAAAAGGAUACUCUUUUCUCACGUCACCAAUUGAAGAAACUUCUUAUUCCUAUGCUCAUCGUGUUGAAGCUCUUCAAAUUGAAGCUACUCUUGUUCCUGCCUCUGAUUCUGGGCCUGGCAUCUUUCAAAAAAUUCCUCGGUUUCUUAGCGAUAGUGAUACCUGGUUUAAUCGGAUUUUUCAAGCUGUACAAGCCACUCACGCAGAAUUACCAUCCGCCGAUCUAUAGCCAAAGCGGUAUAGCUUAUCCUUAUUACAAGGAAAAUUCCAAUAGUUAUCCUUACCCUGAACAGGCUGAAUAUGCAGGUGGAUAUAACAGGGAUAGCGUGUCUUUUGGACAGGAUCUUGCUUAUCGAGGCUACAGAGACUACCACUCGUAAAAAUACACUGAAUUUGCUCUCUUUAACGUCUAAGAAUCUGAUAGAAUUAGAAUAUUUGGUUCGAUUGUAAGCAUUGUCAUUUUUCGUACAAUUGCGUUAGUUUUUAAGAUGAGAAAUCUUUUGAAAAAUUCUGAAUUUCUAAGGAUUUUAAAAGGUUACUUUCUGUUUGCCUGUGUUUGCUCUCUUUAAUUUAUCGGAGAAACUGAUAGAAUUAUAAUAUUUGAGUUUGCAGAAUUAUACAGAAUUACGAUAUUGGUACGUAUUGUCAUUUUUGUAUAAUUGCGUUAAAGAAAUUUAAAAUGAGAAAUCUCUGAGAAAUUUUAAAUUUCUAAGAAUUUAUAUGUUUUACGACAGGAGCUCUCUUCUUAGAUUAGCGAUUACACAGUGCUCAAACAACAUUGCCAUAUUUCAACAGUUUGCUGUUCAAGUACUAAUUGAUAUCAGCGAUGUUUUUCGUAAUAGGCGAAAAUUUUAAUUGAGCUACUAAGUUCUGUACAUAUUAUCUAGGUGCGAAUGUAGGUACUUGAAGAACUAGCACAAAGUAAUAUUCUUCAUUAUACAUUUGUGAUAAUUCAUCGUGUACAUCGUUUAGAAAUUAAAUCUAGUUUUACAAUUA